UCGAACAAGAAUAUAAAUAAAAUGCGCCAAAGGGGAAGAUUGAAGAAGCCCUCUCAGGUUCUUUUCUUUACUGAUCUGCAACCUCUUUCUUCGUCUCCUUACGAUUCCAUCCUAAAGUUUCCACAUUUCCGACAGAAACUUAGCUCUCGUUUUGGUAAUUACAGCGUCUUCUCUCCGCCACUCAAAGCUUAUCCGAGCUAUAGUUCGUUCGAUCAUCCCUCGUGGUUUUUGUUUUGUUUUCCUUUCUCUGUUUCCCGCGCUAGAUCUAUGGCCGUUUUAGUCGAAAGAUUUGCUCGCAGAGACGGAAGCGAACACUCUGGGUCGGUCGAGCAAGAAGCUUCGGAGAUCAAUGGGUCUCCGGAGAUCCGGUACGAGAUGGUCCCGGUUAGUGGGAUCGAAGCCAUCGUUAAUAGUCUGAGCAAAUGGGUUGUGUCUAUUCUGUUUGCUUCCAUCGUUCUUCUGCGGCAUGAUGGUACCGCCUUGUGGGGAAUCAUUGGAUCCGUUUCGAACGCGGCUCUCUCCGUGGUACUCAAACGUAUACUUAACCAAGCGAGACCUGCUACGACCUCGCGAACUGAUCCCGGGAUGCCAUCUACUCACGCCCAGUCUAUCUCUUUCAUAUCUGUGUUUGCUGUUUUGUCUGUUAUGGAAUGGCUUGGAACCACUAAAGUCUCUAUGUUCCUUAGCUGCCUCAUACUCGUGUCGUGUUCAUAUUUUAUACGGUUAAGGGUUUCUCAGAAGCUUCACACAAGCAGUCAAGUGGUGGUUGGUGCAAUCGUGGGUUCUGUUUUCUGCAUCUUCUGGUACACAACGUGGAACUCGCUUCUCCUUGAAGCCUUCGAGUCAUCUCUAUCACUCCAAAUAUCUGUAUUUCUGGUUGCAGCUGCUCUUGCGCUAGCUUUUGCAACCCAUGUUGUACUUGACUGGCUCAGAAACGAUAAUUGAGCAAAACAAGCUUUGAUUAACAUUGUAAGCAAAAACUCAAAAUUGUACUCUUAAUUUUUUUAAAAAAAUUCCACAUUCGCAUU
Molecule: messenger RNA, 1028 nt
Organism: Raphanus sativus (radish)
Lineage: Eukaryota; Viridiplantae; Streptophyta; Magnoliopsida; Brassicales; Brassicaceae
Product: lipid phosphate phosphatase epsilon 1, chloroplastic-like
Exons: 4
Coding region: 22-945 (307 amino acids)
Biological process (GO): lipid biosynthetic process; protein N-linked glycosylation
Cellular component (GO): intracellular membrane-bounded organelle; endoplasmic reticulum membrane
Molecular function (GO): dolichyldiphosphatase activity
Source: RefSeq, a predicted model, not a curated record